CCUGCGAGACGAGUGCGACAGGCAGGAAACUGGGUAUGAGACCGCACCUUAUUAUUUUCUGUGUGAAAGUGACACUAAACAAACAGGCGCCGACUUUUUGUUCAGGAUAGAGACAUUUUACUUUUGACUGCAGCUCAUAUCCUUGAUUGAUGUAUGUAACCUGGUUAUAGGAAUAUAGGCUAGCCUACUCUUGUCGUGGCAUAUCUUUUAGGUUAAAGCCAUCUUUAGAUCAACAGAGUGACAAGUAUAGUCUAUUCAGAACAUGUUGCAGUUAAUAAUUGUUUACUGAAAUGACCGAAUAAGUUUCCGCUCAUUAUUUGGCAACUUGACUGUGACGAAGAAAACGGAGUAACAGUCGGGCCAUUUCUUGAAGAGAGACGACGCACUCACACUUAUUGAACUAUCGGACUUUACUUUAUAUACCCCUAGACAUUAGGUUGACACAUUGUUGUCUAUGAUCAACAGGACUGGUGGUUAGUAGCCUACAACAAUCAACAAUGGACAGACCUGGAUUCUCUACAGCCCCUCAUCCUCCUGAUGUCAGGAUUGUGCUGCUGGGUAAAACUGGAGUGGGGAAGAGUGCAACAGGAAACACCAUUCUGGGUCAAGACGUGUUUCACUCAGCUUUGAGCUUUUCCUCAGUUACCAUGGAAUGUCAAGAGAGAACUGUUCUCAUUGGACAGAAUAGAGUCAGUGUGGUUGACACUCCAGACUUCUUCUAUGCAACACACACACAGGAGGGUUUGAGUUCAGAGAUAGAGAGAUGUAUCUAUCUCUCUAACCCUGGACCUCAUGCAUUUAUCUUUGUUCUAACUCUUGAUACUUUCACUGAGCAGGAGACAGAUGUAGUCACUGUAUUUGAGAAAUGUUUUGGUGAAGUAGCUUCAAGAUACACCAUCAUUGUCUUUACUCAUGGAGACGAGCUGAACAACAGAACAAUAGAGGAACUAGUAGAGAAAAAUGUUAAGAUGUCUGAGCUCAUUGAAGAGCGUGGUUGGAGAUAUCAUGUCCUUAACAACAAAGACAGAGCCAAUAGAAACCAGGUGACUGAGCUGCUGGAAAAGAUUCUCAUCAUGAUGAAUGUGAACGAAAGUAGCUGUUACACACAUGGCAUGUUGCAGGAGGCAGAAAGAAAGGCAAGAGAAGAGACUGAGUUGAUUAAAGAGGAGAGUCUCAGGGAAGAGAGGAACAGAGAAGAACAGCAGAAAUGCUUAAAGAAGGUGGGAAGAGAGAGAGAGGAGAGAGUACAGAGAGAGAUGGAGGAUAGAGAAGAGAGAGAGAUGGAGAGAGAAACUCAAGAGAAAAAAGCACAACGUGGUGCAGCGAUUCUGUCCAUUUUAUGUAUGAAACCAAAGCAUUUCUAUCUGCUCAGUGCUUUAGUUGCAGUGGCCAUGGGAGGCAAUUGUGUAUGGAGCAAAGACCCUGUGAAUGUGACAGAGUUCAUAAGGGGUUCCCUGAUAGGGGUGUUACCUGAGGCAAUGGGAGCUGGAUCAUACACACUUAUAGACAUAGCCUGGGGACCGAUUUUAAGAUGGGUUGUAAGGUCUUCUAUAGCCACUGAGAUCCAGACUGGGAAAUCAGUUGGAACAGCUAUGGGUUUCAUAGGAGCAGCAGCAGUUGGUGGAUUGACAGGAAGGUUAGUUGGCCCAGGAGGAGGAGUGGUGUUAGGAGGAUUAUCAGGGUUGUUAGGAGGAUUAUCAGGGUUGUUAGGAGGAGUUGGUGUGAUGGCGUUAAGAAAUAAAUUCAAAGACUAGAAAAAAGCAGAUAUUUCCCUGUGAUUCACUUCUGAACUACAGCUCCACUUCCUGUCUCUAUAUGGGAGGAGCUCUGAUUGGACAGUUAGAACAUGCACAGUAGAUAGGAAUGCAUCUUCCUAUGAAUCCCCUCUUCAUAAUGAUGUCAUUCUAUAUUAAAAUACCCUUUUGGAAAAUGGUGUCAAGGUGUUCAAGACAGAGAUUCAUGUGAGAGGAGAGUACAUAGAGAAGAGCCCUUGAUGAAUGAGUACAUGUCAUUCUCUAUUUCAUAUUGGCAAGUAUAACAUUUAGCUUCAUAUGACAUUUUACUGUCUUGGUUAUAAUGUGAACAGAUAAAUGUUUGUGAGCAGGUAUUAGUGCAUAAACGGCAUUAUAAUGUGUUAUACAUAGCUCAUGAGGCGUUAAUACAUUUGCAUUUAAUCCAUUAUGAAAAGGGUAUUCGUAGGAAGUUACCAACAAAAAAAUGUUUUAUUGUCACACACCGGAUAGAUGCAGUGAAAUGCGUUGUGCCACAGGGUCACCCUCCUGGAGCAAAUUGGGGUUUAGUGCCUUUUUCAAGGACACAUUGACAGAUGUUUCACGUUGACAGCUCAGGUUGCUGGCCCAACACUCUAACCGCUAGGCUACCUGCCACCCUGUCUUUGAUGUUAACUCUUCUACAUUCUACCAUCUUAUUCUUAAUCUUUCUUUAAUUAAUAUCAAAACACUCCUUCCACACAUACUCUGUUUAUAGACCAAGAACUGUUGGGGCUGGUCCACCAUCACUAAAUGUAAUGAUUUGGUCUGCAUGUGUGAGGGUGUUGAAUACUGCAGUCAUGUUGCAUAGCUGGUAAUGGACAGUAUUUCAAACUGCAUUUUACAAUCAUGAAAUAUACUAAACUGCAGUUUUUUUCUGUUCUUAACAAUGCCAAGAAUCAUAUCUAUCCAGGUUCAUUAACUCUGUAAAAACCACAAGUGUGUAAUUUUGGGAGGCAUGUGUUAUAUAACAAAGUUGUCAAGGAAACCAGUUUGUCUGCUUCAUAGGCCUCACUCCUCCCAUUUGUUGAACGUCAACAGUGAGAUACGUGGAAAUGUAAGUCUCACUGUACUUUGUUCACUUGUACAGAAAUAUGUUGACAUCAGAUAUAAAUGAAACCUUGUCCUCA
Messenger RNA from Oncorhynchus masou masou (cherry salmon), 2899 nucleotides. Its product is annotated as GTPase IMAP family member 4-like. Gene Ontology annotation, molecular function: GTP binding. The coding region runs from base 498 to 1754 and encodes 418 amino acids. The transcript is spliced from 2 exons. The record is from RefSeq and is a predicted model, not a curated record. Lineage: Eukaryota; Metazoa; Chordata; Actinopteri; Salmoniformes; Salmonidae.